GCCCACAAGGCGUCCCCCAAAAGCAUUGGCAACGACCAUCAGUCUUUGUCGCGUCGAACGCGACUCUCUUGUUCAAGCACUCGCUGCAUCAUUCAAAACACCUGUUGUUCCACCUCUCAUCCCUUCCAAUCGUCCGCUUUCCGCUGCGAUCUUGCUUCCCCCAGUCCCGGUGGCGUCGCCCGCGCUGCGCCGCCAGCAAUUCCCCCCCAUCCACUCCACGAGACGCCUUACAACUCCUCCCCAGGGCCUUGUGCUCGCUGUCGCAUGCACAUUAACAUCUGCCAGGUUACCAACAACUCCCAGGGCAACUCCGGACGCGUCUUUGGUGACUGACACUGGAGUUUGGAGCCGAAUCUCGACCCCACAGUCUGCCGGCCGGCCAGAUCUGACCUGUCCGGGCAAGUCGGGCCUCAGCAGAGGUCCUAUCACUGGGCAGCCUAUUCAUCGUUCAUAUAGGCCACCAGCUCACUGCCGUUUUCGACAUGACUUCCAGCCAUUCAAACCCGUCCUCCGUGCAGCAACCCUUUGCAAACCCCCAGCCAGCUCCCGUACCUAGCACAUCCCAAGCCGUAUCCCAGGCGACAUCUCCUCCGACGAAACAGAGCUUGAAAUCAUGGUGGAAAGGCUUUAGACCUCCGGCAAAGAGCAAUGAAACACAUGCCGACCAUCCUACGGGCAUCUUCGGGGUCCCCCUACGUGAGAGUAUAGGUUACGCAAACGUCGCCAUCUCACUCGUCGAUGCAGAAGGGAAAAGCUAUAUCUAUGGAUACGUACCGAUUGUUGUUGCAAAGUGCGGCGUGUAUCUGAAAGAGAAGGCUACCAACGUCGAGGGGAUUUUCCGCUUGAGCGGUUCUGAGAAACGGAUCAAGGAACUCAAGACCAUAUUCGAUUCGCCUGAACGUUACGGGAAGGGGCUAGACUGGGCUGGCUACACUGUUCAUGACGCAGCGAACGUCUUACGAAGGUACCUGAAUCUGCUUCCGGAACCUAUUGUCCCGCUAGAUUUAUAUGAACGGUUUCGGGAUCCCUUACGAGGUCACAUAAAACAGCCCGUCAACGAUAAUGAAGGGCCUCAAUUAGACGAUGACUUCGACGUCGACAAAGCAAUUGCCACAUAUCAGCAGUUGAUCACUGAACUACCUCCUCUCAAUCGCCAGUUGCUCUUAUACAUUCUAGAUUUACUAGCUGUCUUUGCAUCAAAAUCGGACGAAAACCGGAUGAACUCGCAAAAUUUGGCGGCAAUUUUCCAACCUGGCAUGUUGUCGCACCCACAACAUGACAUGUCGCCACUCGAAUACCGUCUUAGUCAAGAUGUUCUGAUAUUCUUGAUUGAGAACCAGGACCAUUUCUUGAUUGGGAUGAGAGGCACGGCUGCAGAUGAGAAGACAGUGCAAGAAGUUCAGAGCGGUGGUACUCCUCCUUCAAACACCCCAAUCACUCCUGGCAAGCCAAGAUUCGGUCUUGGGAGAUCUGCUUCGAAUGCGAGUGUGAGUGGGGAUAGUACACGAAGGUUUAGUGGAUUACGAAGGAAUGUGUCCGUGUCUUCACGACAAUCCAGACAAUCAAAUGGUGCUCCAAGCCCAGCUACCCCAACCUACGCAGGCUCAUUGCCAAUGGGCACAAGUGGAGGUGUUCAUCGAAGUAACACUGUGCCUUCCAAGAAAUCCCCUGGAAUGCCUCAAGGCCGAAUGCACAAGUCCUCUGGGUCACCAUCACCAGUAGGGGCUCGUGUCUCCUCUCAAUCGCUUGCUCCUAGAGACCCAUCUCCUCUAGCACCCGCAUCAGAACGGGGGGUCUCGCCCUCACCCGGUGUUGCCCCUCCUACAGUUGGUAUAUCGAGCUUGGCCCCAUCAUCGCAUGCUGGAUCGACUGUGACUAGUCAAGAGAGAUUACUCGGAGACCAGCCUGAGAAGCAACCUGAAGUCGUUACGCCUUCCAAAGAACGAAACGUCGCAAGUUUCUUUCAAAGAUCACCAACUGUGGAUAGCGACAAGCGACCCCCAAAUAAGUUGAGGAAGAAGCGUAUGCUCAGCUCGAAUCCAAGUGCUCAAAGCUCGACCAACUCUCUCCAUGCCCCACGGUCGAACUCCAUUUCCCCCGGGCCUCGUCCAACUCGCGAUAGACAGGAUGUGAUGGAGCAUCCACCAUUGGAUACCAUCCGUUCUGCUAGUCCUGUGCCUUCAAUCACUGAUGCUCCACCAGUCGCGACAGACACCCCUCGUGCCGAGCCGUCUCAGCCUUUGCCAACAAAACCUGAAGAUCCUCAUCAAUCAUUAGAUCAUACAUUGAAAAAGGGGAAAGCUUCGCCGGUGUCGUCUCUACGCUCGCGCUCAUCCUUCGAGCAAUCGGAUCUUGACCACAUCGAUGACUCUACAGCUGCUGUGGAACAGAGAGAGAAGCGGUCGAGGUGGAGAUUAUCUCGGCGAAGAGAAGAUUUCCAUGGGCAUACUCUCAGCCCGCACAAGGCCCUGGGAUCGGAUAAUGGUGCAGGAACUAGUACAAGUUCUGUUGGUAGCUCAGCGCGCCAAAGAAAGAGUUUCACCAUCGACUCUAGACCUACCGAUCCAGAAUCUACUCUUGGACAAUCAAGCAACGAGGGUGGUGGUCCAGCUGGCGAGGAGAAGAGAGGCCCACUGGGCUGGAUUAAAAGCAAGAUGCGAGAGAAGCGUGAGGAGAAGGAAGCCGAGAAAGAACGAACCAAGAGUCCCCCAGCUUCAACUGAUCAUCUUGCGAGCAGAGGAAAGAGCAUGGAUCUCAGGAGGGAAGAGAAUCCAGAACGGUUGAACCCAGAGCGACCCACCGAGGCACAACCUCUGGGACAGACCGAACCGUCUAAACAAUGACAUUCGAUGAAAGGCACAUGAUUUUUCUGACAGUUUUGACGUGUUCCAAACGCCAAACUAAUCUGCUUUUCUGCCUUCUCAUUUGGAAGUUCCGGAGUUGAGAAGCAGGACGCUCUGGUUGAUACCUUUUUCCCUGCCUUUUGUUUUUCAUAACUUGAUUACUAGGAUCGGAUACCCCGGACACUGUUUCCCCCUUUCUUUUUGCCUUUUCUGUCAAUUUUAUUGGAGUGCGACGGAAGUGAACAGGG
Molecule: messenger RNA, 3091 nt
Organism: Amorphotheca resinae ATCC 22711
Lineage: Eukaryota; Fungi; Ascomycota; Leotiomycetes; Helotiales; Amorphothecaceae
Exons: 3
Coding region: 483-2843 (786 amino acids)
Biological process (GO): signal transduction; regulation of fungal-type cell wall organization; activation of GTPase activity
Cellular component (GO): cell cortex
Molecular function (GO): GTPase activator activity
Source: RefSeq, a predicted model, not a curated record